Messenger RNA from Coregonus sp. 'balchen', 327 nucleotides. The record is from the annotation of a GenBank genome assembly. Lineage: Eukaryota; Metazoa; Chordata; Actinopteri; Salmoniformes; Salmonidae.
AUGACCACAGCGGGCGGCGGCUGGACUCUGGUGGCAAGCGUGCACGAGGACAACAUCUACGGGAAAUGCACGGUGGGCGAUCGUUGGACCAGCCAGCAUGGCAACAACGCCAACCUGGCCACAAGGGAAGGCAACUGGGCUAACAGGAAGACUUUUCGGAACAUGGAGGGAGCCACAGACGAUGACUUUCAAGAAUCCUGGCUACUACGACAUAGAUGGCAGAAGACAUGUCAGUCUGGCACGUUCCCAACAACACGCCCUUUUACCACUGGAACCUGGCUGCCAUCAUGCGCUACCACACUGACAGGCGCUUCCCUCCAUCUGUAA